CCAACAGCAGCGGCGGCCCGCGCCUCCCCGCGCCGUCCGCGCCCGUCCGACCCGGCCACGGAGGCAGCGCCGCGGCGGGACCCGGAACCUGUGCCGGCCGAGAAGCGCCGCGCCGCUGAGCGCCCAGCAGUUCGAUGGGGCCGCAGCGGCCGCUGACGGCCGCGACCGCCCUGCUCUGGGGCUUCCUGCUCCCGCUGACAGCUGCUCAGGAAGCAAUCCUGCAUGCGUCUGGAAAUGGCAAACCUUUACCGUCUAAGGACUACUGCAUGCUAUAUAACCCUCAUUGGACGGCUCUUCCAAAUACCCUAGAAAAUGCAACUUCCAUUAGUUUGAUGAAUCUGACUACCACACCACUAUGCAACCUUUCUGAUGUUCCACCUGAUGGAAUAAAGAGCAAAGCAGUUGUAGUACAGUGGGGAACCUGCCAUAUUCUUGAAAAAGCCAGAAUUGCACAAACAGGAGGUGCUGAAGCAUUGUUGGUUGCCAAUAACAGUGUCCUAUUUCCUCCCUCAGGGAACAAAUCGGAAUUUCAUGAUGUGAAAAUACUGAUUGCAUUUAUAAGCCACAAAGACUUUAUAGAUAUGAAGCAGACUCUUGGAGAUAACAUUACUGUAAAAAUGUAUUCUCCAUCAUGGCCUAACUUUGACUAUACUAUGGUGGUUAUUUUUGUAAUUGCUGUGUUCACUGUGGCAUUAGGAGGAUACUGGAGUGGACUAAUUGAAUUGGAGAGCAUGAAGGCAGUGACAAACACUGAAGACAGAGAAAUGAGGAGAAAGAAGGAAGAAUAUUUAACUUUUAGUCCUCUAACAGUUGUAAUAUUUGUGGUCGUGUGCUGUGUUAUGAUGGUCUUACUUUAUUUCUUCUACAAAUGGCUGGUGUAUGUUAUGAUAGCAAUCUUCUGCAUAGCAUCAGCAAUGAGUCUGUACAACUGUCUAGCUGCACUCAUUCGUAAGAUACCGUGUGGACGAUGCACGAUUAUAUUUCGCGGCAAAAGCAUUGAAGUGCGACUUAUUUUUCUCUCUGGACUAUGCAUAGCAGUGGCUGUUGUUUGGGCUGUAUUUAGAAAUGAAGAUAGGUGGGCUUGGAUUUUACAGGAUAUCUUGGGGAUCGCUUUCUGUCUGAAUUUAAUUAAAACACUGAAGUUACCCAACUUCAAGUCAUGUGUGAUACUUUUAGGUCUUCUCCUCCUCUAUGAUGUGUUUUUUGUUUUCAUAACACCAUUCAUCACAAAGAAUGGCGAGAGUAUCAUGGUUGAACUUGCAGCUGGACCUUUUGGAAACAAUGAAAAGAAUGAUGGAAACUUGGUGGAAGCCACUGCUCAACCCUCAGCUCCCCAUGAGAAAUUACCAGUAGUCAUCAGGGUACCAAAGCUGGCCUAUUUCUCAGUAAUGAGUGUGUGCCUCAUGCCAGUUUCAAUACUGGGUUUUGGAGACAUUAUUGUACCAGGCCUCUUGGUUGCGUAUUGUAGAAGAUUUGAUGUUCAGACUGGUUCUUCUUCUGUAUACUAUGUUUCCUCCACAAUCGCCUAUGCUGUUGGCAUGAUACUCACAUUUGUUGUUCUGGUGCUGAUGAAGAAGGGGCAGCCUGCCCUCCUCUAUUUAGUUCCUUGCACACUUGUUACUGCCUCAGUUGUUGCCUGGAGACGUAAGGAAAUGAAAAAGUUCUGGAAAGGUAGCAGCUAUCAGGUGAUGGACCAUCUGGACUAUGCAACAAAUGAAGAAAACCCUGUGACUGCUGGGGAACAGAUUGUUCAACAAUAGUAUUAUGUAGACCUGCAAUAAUGUGUCAGUUGAUUUUCUACGAAUAGAGUUUGACUUUUUAAAUUGACUUUUGAAUUGACAAUCUUAAUGAAUCUUCAAUGAUAUGCUUGCAAAUAUAUAUUUUUAAGAGCUGGUACUGACAAUUACAUCAAAUAAUUGAAACACAUUUGCUUUUAACUGUGUUAAAAUUGUGCCUUCACAUUAAAUAAAAGCUUAUGGUCUGUGUAACUUUGAA
Messenger RNA from Lontra canadensis (Northern American river otter), 1995 nucleotides. It is a transcript of the gene SPPL2A, whose product is annotated as signal peptide peptidase like 2A. The coding region runs from base 135 to 1760 and encodes 541 amino acids. NCBI's taxonomy places the organism in Eukaryota, Metazoa, Chordata, Mammalia, Carnivora, Mustelidae. The transcript has 16 exons. The record is from RefSeq and is a predicted model, not a curated record. Gene Ontology annotation, cellular component: lysosomal membrane; lumenal side of endoplasmic reticulum membrane; cytoplasmic side of endoplasmic reticulum membrane. Gene Ontology annotation, biological process: membrane protein proteolysis. Gene Ontology annotation, molecular function: aspartic endopeptidase activity, intramembrane cleaving.